AUGUCUAAUAAUAAUUCAUCCUCAAUGCAUUCUAUUGCAAGUUCAUCACGAAGAACUGAAAUCCCUCGAAAUAUUUCCGUGGUGAAUAACCCUCAAGGAAUGCGCAUCAAAUUCGUCCUGGUUUUGUUCCUAAUCCAUGGAGCUCGCGCAUUCACCAGCAAGACUGGCAAAGACCUGAAAGAGGAAAUUCUUCCAUAUAUCAUUGGGAGUGGAAUCUCCGAUCGACUACUUCAGCACCUAAUUUAUCAACUCCAGCUGCAGCUCCAAAUCAUGGAAAUGAAACCUGGAAUCAGCAACGAGGAAAUAGCCAAGGGAUAG
Molecule: messenger RNA, 318 nt
Organism: Oldenlandia corymbosa var. corymbosa
Lineage: Eukaryota; Viridiplantae; Streptophyta; Magnoliopsida; Gentianales; Rubiaceae
Source: the annotation of a GenBank genome assembly